CAUAAGGCUCUGUCUUGGCACGACUCGACCUCUCCAGCUGCCAGUAGCGGUAAGUAGCUAUAGGAUCUGAGCGCGCGUUCUAUCACGAAUCGUCGCGCCUGGCCACUAGGUUACUUAUUCUCGCGCCCAACACCAUCCGCAGUCUCCCAUAAGUUUUCACUUGGUUCAACCAUAAUGACCAUGCCGACCCAAAUCGACCCAUACAAGGCGCUGGCUCUCGGAACGCGAGUGAAGCUCAACACCGACGCACCAUUCACGCCCACAUACAUUCAGGCCUCACUCACCCGAUCAGGAGAUCCACAGGGUAUAUACACGAAUCGUGUUAAGAAUAAACACAUCAUCCUAGAAAACCCUGCUCGAGCAAGCAGCGCACAGAAAGAACGCGAUUCAAAGAAGGCAAGAAGGGAAUCGGAAAAGAAGAAAAGAAAAACUGGUGCGCUAGGACGGAGAUCCACAUAUGCGAAAGGCCUCUGGAAGCUUGAGAACGGGGCAGAAAAGUUUGAUCUAUUCCUCCCACUCCAUCAGCUAUGGAUGGGAUACAUGUCUGAACUGUUGGGACUCUCACCUCCAUCUUCCGUUCCGGCCACCAAAGCAAUGCCCAGCUCGUCAUCUAUGCACGCAAAGCUGGUGAAGGCCGACUUCCACGGUUCUCUAUUGACUGUCUGUCAGAGCAAGAAUCCUUGCUUGGUCGGCUUGUCUGGUAUCGUGAUUCACGAAACUGAAAACGCCUUCAAAGUAAUCACUCGUAAAGAUCAACUCAAAUUAAUUCCAAAACAGAACUCGAUAUUCACGCUGGCGGUUCCCCUAUACUCUACAUUGCCUCAAACGCAAUUCGAACCAGCGGAAGCUGUCAGCUCCGCGCUGAGUGGUCAGUGUUCAGCAACAGUCCUGGAUGCUCCGCAUAUUGCAUUCGAUCUAUAUGGCAAUCAAUUUGGUUUUCGAUCUGCAGAUCGUGCGGGUAGGAAGUUCAAGGCCAAGGAAACGAUCGAGUUAUAGAUUACUCCGCGGCCGACGAUACAAACACCUGGUAAUCAUCAUCAUCUAUUGCAACAUAUUCCUACCGAAUCACACGUCC
Messenger RNA from Suillus paluster, 1075 nucleotides. Its product is annotated as RNase P subunit p29-like protein. Gene Ontology annotation, biological process: tRNA 5'-leader removal; rRNA processing. The transcript is spliced from 5 exons. Lineage: Eukaryota; Fungi; Basidiomycota; Agaricomycetes; Boletales; Suillaceae. The coding region runs from base 175 to 996 and encodes 273 amino acids. The record is from RefSeq and is a predicted model, not a curated record. Gene Ontology annotation, cellular component: ribonuclease P complex; ribonuclease MRP complex. Gene Ontology annotation, molecular function: ribonuclease P RNA binding.